Molecule: messenger RNA, 1534 nt
Organism: Anneissia japonica
Lineage: Eukaryota; Metazoa; Echinodermata; Crinoidea; Comatulida; Comatulidae
Product: organic cation transporter protein-like
Exons: 9
Coding region: 192-1244 (350 amino acids)
Biological process (GO): transmembrane transport
Cellular component (GO): membrane
Molecular function (GO): transmembrane transporter activity
Source: RefSeq, a predicted model, not a curated record
GUGCCGCACUUGCUCAAUCAAUCUAUUUUGGUGGACUUCUAGUUGGAUCGUUAUUCUUUGGAUCUGUUGCAGAUAAGAUCGGACGCAAACCAACACUGAUCAUCUGUUGUAUACUACAAUCGUCUCUAGGGGUGACAGCAUCCUUCGUGCAAUCAUUCGCGGCUUAUGUCUGCUUAAGAUUCUUUAUCGCCAUGGCAACCAUGGGUAUAUAUUUGAUAUCAUUCGUCUUCGUGGCCGAACUUGUUGGAAAGAAGUGGAGAACUGUGGCGGGAAAUGUGUUACCAAUAUACUGGGCGUCUGGUACCAUGCUGUUGGCGCUUUUUGCCUACCUCAUACGUGACUGGAGGAAGCUGCAAAUAGCUCUUUCUGUUCCAAUUGCAAUAGCAGCUCUUUAUAUGCCGUUUCUGCCAGAGUCUGCAAGAUGGCUGCUUUCACAGGGAGAAUAUUCUAAAGCUGAAACUAUAUUACGCAGAGCUGCAUAUGUUAACAAAGCCACUAUACCUCAGCACCUAUUUGAAGAUAAGGAAGAUGAUGAGAAAUAUGAGGAUCAGCGGAAGUAUACAGCUAUUGAUUUAUUUCGUACUCCAAAUUUGCGUAAAAAGACCAUCAACGUUAUGUAUAACUGGUUUGUAGUUGUCAUGGUGUUCUAUGGACUUUCGCUGAGCACAGCUGAUCUCGGGAUUGAUCCUUACGUUGCUUUUAUGCUGAACGGCCUCGUUGAAAUUCCUGCUCGCAUUUUUAGUAUAUUUGCUAUGGACCGCUUUGGACGUCGAAUUAUGCUGUGUUUUGUGAUUUUGUUUGGGGGCGCAUGUUGUUUCUUAACAGUUUUCAUUAAUCCUGGAGUAUACCGUGUUUCUGUUGCUAUGGCUGGUAAAUUUUCAAUUACUGCCGCCUUUGGGAUUGUUUACGUUUACUCAGCUGAACUCUUUCCAACUCCAGUCAGGAGUGCUGGUAUGGGCCUGGCAUCGAUGUCAGGCCGUCUUGGCAGCGUCAUCUCUCCUUUAGCUCUUGUCGUAUCAGAUAUAUGGGAGCCUUUUGCUCUAGUACUAUUCAGUGGUCUAUCAGUUACAGCGGGGCUUCUUGGUUUAUUGCUGCCAGAAACAAUGGGUACAAGCCUUCCAGAAACACUUGAGGAGGGAGAAAACUUUGGAAAGAAAUACAAACAAUUGAAAAAAACCAAUGGAAAAGCACAGAACCUGGAAAAUAAUUGUAACGCAGACGAAGAAGAGAACGACGCCGUUUGAUGAAAGUCUUCGGAGUGUACGUUUUACUACUUUAAAGGUUUUACUAACUACCGGUACGUGACUGACUAAUACUAAUUUGCCACAGUGAUUAUCUAGCAAGGCAAAACAAUAAUAUAAUCAAUGGACAAGAAAAUAAUUGUAACGCAGACGAAGAAGAGAAAGACGCCGUUUGAUAAAAAGUCUUUGGAGUGUACUUUUUACUACUUUCUGAUUAAUACUAAUUUUUCAUAGUAAUUACCUAGCUAGGCAAAACAAUAAUAUCAAUGGACAUGACUAGAAAGAAACGACUG